UCAAUCUAUACUUGAAGAAUCCAUCGAAAGGUAAGGACCUAGAGAAGCAGCGGGCCCGUGACAAGCAGUAGAAUAGGUUUUAAUUCUUGGUGUCAGUGGAAAGUCGAGGAAUUUUGGGAUUUUAAGAAUUGAAGGAAAUUCAAAGAAUUGUGGAAAAAGUCCAAAAAGUUCAAAAAGUUCAAAAAGUCCAAGAAAGGGGUCAUUUUUUGGAGGAAUUUAGCGGUAAAACGAGCUCAAAAAAACGAAAAAGAGUGAUUUCUUAGUGAGAUCAUAAGAAGUUUUGGCACUCUUAGAAGGAAAGUCUUGAAAGUGUUUAGAGGUGUCAGUAAGGCAGCAAGACAGCAAGACAGUCAAUCAACCUAUCGGUACAUCAACCUAUCGUCCUUCAUCUUAUCAAUCAGUAGACAAUACUCUAUUUAGAUUAGAACGUUUCAUUCUCUCUCUUAAAUUUUGUGAUAAAUUAGCUUCUGGGUAAUCUCGUAGAAAUGUCAGAAAGACGAUCAUCUAGAUCCAACAAGGGUAAGCAUUCCGGUCGUGAAUUGGAGGAAGAUAUUCCAAUAACGCCACCCAAGAGGAAAAUUGGAGUUGUCAAUGAAGAUGACGAGAUUAAAAUCAAAACCAAAACCAAACGAGCCAAAAGUGAAGAAAUCAAUGAAGGAGAAGUCAAAUGUACACCUUGUGGAACCACCAAUGAGAAUUAUGAUGAAGAAACUGAUGAAGGAGGGGUUAUGAUUGAAUGUGAAGGAUGCAAGACUUGGCAACAUGCCACAUGCAUGGGGUAUAAGACCAAAAAGAUGAUACCCAAAAAGUAUCAAUGCAAUGAAUGUGAGAAGAAGGAACACACAGAAGAAAAGGAGGAGGAAAAACAACAACAACAAACAAUCCCAAUCAUUACAUCCAUUGAAUCCCAUUUAAAGGAUAAAACAAGAAUCAGUGUGGCCAAGGCAUUCUUCAACGUGUUCAAAAGAAACAUCCCCAAGGAUUAUGAAUUCCCUUCAGGGUUGGACUCUGAGACCUUGUCGAUCAAAUUUGCCCUUCAAUUGGAACAUGAAAUCAAUGAAUCGGCACCUAAACAAGAAAAGAAGUAUACGGACCGUAGUCGAAGUUUGGUGGUGUUGGUGAAAAAACCCAAUGUGAUGAGUAGAAUCAUGCUGAAUGAACUUUCAUUCAAGGAGAUUGUCAACUCUCUGCCCGAGGAAAUCGACGAGGAAUUGAAGAAAUAUGCAGAAAAGGUGAGACAAGAGUCGAUCCGUAGAUCUGUUCUCACGGUGGAUGACUUGGGAAGCCAGAGAAUCAGAAGAACCCACAAGGGUGAGGAAAUCGUAGAGGAUGUUAGUCAUAGUGAUACGUAUACCAAUGAUGUUAACAUUGUAAGCAAGAACGUUGACCAUAGAAGGUUUAGAGAAGAGUCUCCCGAGAUCAUUGAAGGGGUCAAAGUUCCACGGUUCCACCUGGACGACGAUGAGCAACUGGACGACGGGGAACGGGGCGGUGAAGACAGAGGAGAUGACAACGAAGACAACGUUCCUGAUUUGGACGACGAUGAGUUGGAUUUCAUCCUCAAGGAGGAAGAGACCAAAAAGGUUGAGGUUCCAAGUAAGAAAGUUGUCCCCAAACGACCUGAUUCCAUCGUAUGGAAUGGACAAAUUGUGUUCCCAGACUUUGUAUUGUUUACCACCAAGGUUAGUUUUGUUGGAUGUGCCAACAAUUUGGCCUCCACGCACCAGACGGCUCAAUACACUCGUCAAAUCAAAAUCAGCAAGGAAAUAUUUGGUCGGUCAAGCUACGAAAUCGAGGGGAAGUUGGACAAGGACCGUGCCGACGCUUACUUGAACAAAAUCGCCACCAGCAGAGAUCUCUACGUGGUGAAGCUUGAGCCUGGUGACGGUGCUGAAGACUUCAACAAAUUGUACGAGUAUCUUCUUGGGAAGAACAAGGUUGGGGUUUUAUCGGGCAAACCGGCGUUUGUCAAGGACUCCUACUUACUCAGUAUCGACUCCACCAAGCAGAAAAUCCCCCAAUAUCUCGAACUGUUGCAGUUGUCGGGACAGACCGGGGUGUUUGGGGUGUUUGUGGUUAAACGGGAUUAUGUCCCUGUUGGACGUAGUAUCCUUAAAAAGACGACUACGGUGGCAACACCACCACCACCACCGGUUGAGGAAAAAGUGACUACUUCUCUGUUGGAUUCGAUUUUGAGUCAACUUGGAGGAGAGGUCAAGAACCAGUAUCCAACUGGUCAACAGUACCCAACUGGUCAGCAGUACCCUUCUGGUCAACAACAGUACAACACCAGUCAGCAGUACCAAUCUGGCCAGCAAUAUGCCACGGGAAACGGGUUGACCAAUGACCAGCUUCAAUAUUUGAACGGAUUGGUUCAACAGAACCCACAGGUUCAGAACAACCCACAGCAAUUGAUUCAACUUUUGCAACAACAAAAGGAAAACUCUUAUCCAAGAAAUGUAUAGUAAAAAUGUAACACGA
Molecule: messenger RNA, 2481 nt
Organism: [Candida] anglica
Lineage: Eukaryota; Fungi; Ascomycota; Pichiomycetes; Serinales; Debaryomycetaceae
Source: the annotation of a GenBank genome assembly